AUGUCCGCAGGCACACUCUACACAUUCAAAGGCUCCGGCAACAGCUACAAAGUUCGUUUGCUGGAAGCUCUUCUGGGUAUUCAACUCAAGCACGAAGAAAUAGACUUCCUCGCCGAUCAGCAACACUCGCCAGAAUUUCUCAAAAUCAACCCGCGCGGAGAAGUGCCUUGUCUCGUUGACGGCGAUAAGACAUUUAAUGACUCCAGCUCUAUCCUCACAUGGCUAGCAGGCAAAUGGAGCGACGGAGGCAAAAGUCAAGGACCUUCAUCUUACUGGUCUAAUGAUCUCUAUGAGCAGGCUCAGAUCAUAAAUUGGCUGGCCUUCGCAAACUCCUGGGUCCAAUACGGCGUCUUCACCAACCGCGCCAUCCUCUCCUACAACGGACCCUACAACGGCCUCGGAAACAACCAACAAUGGUCGCAAGAGAAACUCGACGUCUUUCUCGAGGAAGGCGCUCUUCGCGGAAACCAAUCUCUCAAGAUCCUCGACAAACAGUUGGAGACCAACGACUGGUUGGUGCUCGGUCGCCCAACGAUCGCGGAUAUCAGUGUUUUCGUGUAUAUCGCGUUGGCGGAGAUGGGAGAUAUCAGUUUGAAACCUUAUGAGAAUGUGAGAAAGUGGAUUGAGAGGAUUAAGGGUUUGAAGGGAUUCCUUCCUAUUGAGGGGUUGGAUAAUCCUUUGUUGCAUUUGGAGAGGUGGAAGAGUGCUGGGAGGGAGAAGCCGUUGAAUGUGGGGAAGUAG
Cercospora beticola is the source of this 741-nucleotide messenger RNA. Its product is annotated as glutathione S-transferase family protein. NCBI's taxonomy places the organism in Eukaryota, Fungi, Ascomycota, Dothideomycetes, Mycosphaerellales, Mycosphaerellaceae. The record is from RefSeq and is a predicted model, not a curated record.